Molecule: messenger RNA, 563 nt
Organism: Enhydra lutris kenyoni (northern sea otter)
Lineage: Eukaryota; Metazoa; Chordata; Mammalia; Carnivora; Mustelidae
Product: cystatin E/M
Exons: 3
Coding region: 1-459 (152 amino acids)
Cellular component (GO): extracellular exosome
Molecular function (GO): cysteine-type endopeptidase inhibitor activity
Source: RefSeq, a predicted model, not a curated record
AUGGCUACUCCAAGCCUCCCUCGGGCCCUGGGCCUGGGCCUGCUCGCGCUCUGCCUUCUGGCACUCCUCCACAACGCCUGUGCCCGCCCCCGCUCUGGGGAGGGCCUCGUAGGUGGCCGCAGGGACCUGUCUCCCAGCGACCCGCAGGUGCAGAAGGCGGCCCAGGCGGCGGUGGCCAGCUACAACAUGGGCAGCAACAGCCUCUACUACUUCCGGGACACCAACAUCCUCAAGGCGCAGAGCCAGUUGGUGGCCGGCAUCAAGUACUACCUGACUGUUGAGAUGGGGAGCACAGCCUGUCGCAAGAACAUGGCCACCGGAGACGGCGUGGAUAUCGCCACCUGCCCCUUUGCCACAGGAGUGCAGGAGGAGAAGCUGCGCUGUGACUUCGAGAUCCUAGUGGUCCCCUGGCAGAAUUCCUCCCAGCUUCUGAAGCACAACUGCGUGACCAUAUCGUAGACCCCUUGGGGCAUGGGGGCCGGGGCUGGCGGGGCACGGGCGGGAAGGCGCUUCAGGUCCAGCAACGUACCUGUCACAAUAAAUUGCCGGCGCCGCUUCUUGCA